Myxocyprinus asiaticus (Chinese sucker) is the source of this 2448-nucleotide messenger RNA. It is a transcript of the gene ppm1nb, whose product is annotated as protein phosphatase, Mg2+/Mn2+ dependent, 1Nb (putative). The transcript is spliced from 6 exons. The coding region runs from base 320 to 1627 and encodes 435 amino acids. Gene Ontology annotation, molecular function: manganese ion binding; protein serine/threonine phosphatase activity; magnesium ion binding. Lineage: Eukaryota; Metazoa; Chordata; Actinopteri; Cypriniformes; Catostomidae. The record is from RefSeq and is a predicted model, not a curated record. Gene Ontology annotation, biological process: protein dephosphorylation; positive regulation of canonical NF-kappaB signal transduction; positive regulation of canonical Wnt signaling pathway. Gene Ontology annotation, cellular component: nucleus; cytosol.
UGUAGAGAGAGGGAAUAUCACUGACAUAUAGAGAAGGAAGGAAACAAAAGUGGAAUCAAUUUAAAAAGAACAGCUAUGACCACAGACAGAUUAGAUCUCAAUGGAUCUGCCCAGCAAUGGCUAGACUGACAGAGGUGAUAAUCAACCGUUCUGGAUUGGAACAUUCAAGGAUGCUUGAAGGUGCAGAUUCAGCCUCUUGGGAUAUAAUGCUGUAAAGGCCCUGAGCAGCAAGGCUACACACAGCCAAACCAAAGCCAGUGAGCUAUAGCACAGGGUGGAGACCGUGAAAGGAUUCAAACGUGUGGGAAAAAAAGACACCAUGAGGACAUCCAGGAAAGGAAGCGUGGAAAUGCCUGCUUUUGUACGGCAACUGGUGAAGGAGACCGAGAAAAGGGUCACCUCCUUUUUCAAAGGGGGGAGAGGGGGAGGUGCAGCCGAGCUGUCCGAAGGUGAGGAGGGGGGAGAGGAGGAAGGGGUCAUCCCCAGCCCCUACCUGGAUCGACCAGUUCUGGACAAGCACAUGCAGGAGGGUUGUGCCUCCUGGGGACUUACCUAUGCCUUGGCCAGCAUGCAAGGAUGGAGGGCUCACAUGGAAGAUUUCCAUAACUGCUUCCCUCAGCUGGGUGGAGAACUGUCCCAUUGGGGGUUCUUCGCUGUUUACGAUGGACACGCAGGCAGCACGGUGGCCCAACACUGCUCUCUGAACUUGCUGGACCACAUCCUGGGCACAGGCAAGAUCCGAGCAGAGGAGGAUGUGGAAAGGGUCACCGAGGGCAUUAAAGAGGGUUUCUUUCUCAUGGACAAGCACCUUCAUGCUAUGGCUUGCCGUGAGGGUUGGGAGCGGGGAGGCACCACUGUAGUAGCCACAGCUAUCACCCCACACAACAUCUACUUUGUGAACUGCGGAGACUCAAGGGCCGUUUUGUGCCGUGCGGGCAGGGUGGCCUUCUCAACUGAGGACCACAAGCCCUUCAGCCCUGGUGAGAGGGAGAGGAUAGAGAGCGCUGGAGGAUCGGUCAUUUUACAACGUGUAAAUGGCUCACUGGCUGUCUCUCGAGCGUUGGGAGACUUCAGUUACAAGACAGCCGAGUGGCGGCCCAUCACAGAGCAGAUGGUAUCUCCCGAGCCGGAAAUAACAGCCGUAGAGCGCUCGCCCGCUGAUGAGUUUCUGGUUCUGGCCUGUGAUGGUGUGUGGGAUACUGUCACUAAUGAAGAGCUCUGUGCCUUCAUACACAGCCGACUGCGUGUCUGUACAGACCUGAGAGAGGUCUGCUCCCAAGUCAUUGACCUCUGCCUCUAUAAGGGGAGUCUUGAUAACAUCAGCAUUCUUCUAGUCUGUUUCCCUGGUGCCCCCCAGCUUUCACAAGAAGCACUGCAUCAGGAGGCUGAGCUGGAGGGCUUUUUGGAGACCAAAGUAGCUGAUAUAUUUGAAGAGCUGAGCGCGAGAGGUGAUGAGCCUGAUCUGUUGUCAGUUCUGACAGUCCUGGCUUCAACGAUGAUACCUGGACUACCACCAGGGGGCGGCCUUCAGAGCAAGCGGAACUGUAUAAUUUCUGCCUACUAUCAGCAGAAAGAGGCACGGCGUCUGAGAUUAGCCAAGGAGCUUGGUUGUUCAGAUGCCAAUUAGAAUCCAUCCUAUAAAUAUGCUUAAUGGAGAUAGAGUGACUUUUGUGUUUGACUGUGGAAGAAAUAAAGAUGAUCAGCUUUCUUUUAAACUCAUAAAUUGAAAGACCUACAUUUUAGGACAGCAGCAAACAUGAAGACAUUUUACUUCAGUCUUUUUGCAUUUUUCAUGAGUGAUGAAACUUAUAAAAAGCAAUGCUGUGCCAUUAUCCAGGACAAUAAUGACUGUAUAUAACUAAGACUUUUACUCUUUAGAUUGUGAUAUGUUCAGUAUUUUCCAUACCAUAUGUAUUCAAUCAGUCUUAAAAUCGCCAAUUCUCAGGUAAUGUGUUUAACUGAUGAAAACAAACGUUUGAGAUUCUCUUCAGUCUUUGCAUAUAAAUGGGUUUACAUUUUUAAACUGAUAUCGAAAAGCAAAUGCAAAACAUGCCACUAAUUUAGUUAUUUCAAGCAUUUAAGCUAUGUAUUAAGAUUUUAAGUGUCAAAUGCAAAUGAAAUAUCUAAGAAGCCAAUUCUAUUAAAUACAAGCACUUUUACAUUUUGAAAUAUACAGGCUCACAAUAUGGUGACAGAGUGCAACUUUUCCUGUUCUUGAAUUGUUGUUUCCUGUAAUAUGCUCUACUCUGUUUGCAUGAUCUGUACUGUGUUGCCUUACUGACCUCUUUGAGAUUAUGCCAAUAUAUGAACAGUAUUAAUAUUAAGGUUGAUGCAUUGCCGUUUCAUGUUGUGUAAUGAUCUUUGUGCAGAAUUCACAGAUCUUGUACAAUAGCAAUAUUUGCGCUCACAUAAAUGUCAGAAGUGGAGUAAUAAAGAUAAUAAACAGAU